Molecule: messenger RNA, 2527 nt
Organism: Macadamia integrifolia
Lineage: Eukaryota; Viridiplantae; Streptophyta; Magnoliopsida; Proteales; Proteaceae
Product: beta-hexosaminidase 3
Exons: 14
Coding region: 661-2241 (526 amino acids)
Biological process (GO): carbohydrate metabolic process; glycosaminoglycan metabolic process
Cellular component (GO): membrane
Molecular function (GO): beta-N-acetylhexosaminidase activity
Source: RefSeq, a predicted model, not a curated record
ACCUGCCAGAAAUCCAGAUCUAUUGAAAAAAAAAAUAGACCAGAAAUCCAGAACCCAGUUUCAGAUCACAGACUCACAUUACAAAAACUUCUAAAUUUCUAAAUGCACUACUCCACUUCUGAUCUCCACACAUUCGAAGAGUUAAUGAGCUUCAGUGGACGUCAACAUUCUUGAUUUUCUACUUUCUUCUGGUUCCUCUUCUUCUUCUCUCUCUCCCUCCCCUUUGUAGGAUCAUCAGAUUCAAUGUACUGUACUAACUACAGUUCAAACUGUGUGAGCCUUUGCGGGUUAGGAUGAUAUUCCCCCUCAGUUUCUGAGGCAUUGGUUUCUUUAGCAAUAUCGUUACAGAAAGGACCCCUCUUCUUAUGUUUCUUUAAUUCUUUUGGAUUGCAAGGUCUGCUUAGGCUAUGAAUCUUUGAACUACCCGAUUGAUCAUUAGUUUCUUUCUUCUUUUUCUUCAAGGGUUUUCACAUUCAUAUACCUUCCAUUUCUGGCACAUUUCUUUCUCUCCUUCAUUGAAGGGAUAAUUAUCCAUAUUUACUAGUUUGUUUUCUCCACAUUAUAUAUAUGCCAAGACCAGAAGAUCUCUUUCAGGAACUUCUGCCAAAGCCUCAAGUUGGACUUUUUAAAGUUAAUUUUUGACAGGGUAUUCUGUAAACGAUGACAACCAGAUUCUUCUGUCUGGGUUUUUCCUUUGUCUGUCUUGUUGUAGCUUGUGCUGGUAUUGAGGGCUUGAAUUUAUGGCCAGUGCCCAAAUCAGUGAGCCAUGGGAGCCAAACUCUCUAUAUGAACAAGGACUUCGGACUGAUAUUUGAGGGAAGCAAGUAUACUGAUGCUUCUGGCAUACUGAAAGAUGGGUUUUCAAGAUUUCUUGAGGUUGUUGAAGCAGGUCAUGUUAUUGAUGAUAAUUCAACCCACUUGGACCAUUCCUCACUGCUUCAAGGAUUGAAUGUGGUUAUUUCUUCUUCUGAUGAUGAGUUACAAUUUGGGGUUGAUGAGUCCUACAAAUUGUCUAUUGCUGCAACCGGAAGUCCAAGAUAUGUGCAUCUUGAGGCACAAACAGUUUAUGGUGCUCUUUAUGGGUUGCAGACACUUAGCCAACUUGGCCAUUUCAAUUUUACCACAAGAAUGAUUGAAGUUCACCAUAUCCCAAUCACUAUUAUUGAUGAGCCAAGAUUCUUCUAUCGAGGACUUCUAAUUGAUACUUCUCGACAUUAUCAAUCUCUGCCAAUGAUGAAGAAUGCCAUUGAUGCAAUGGCCUACUCUAAGUUGAAUGUGCUACAUUGGCAUAUUGUAGACUCACAAUCUUUCCCUUUGGAAAUACCAUCAUAUCCAAAUCUAUGGAAUGGUGCCUUUUCUCUUUCAGAACGAUAUACAAUGGCUGAUGCUGCAGAAAUUGUGAAUUAUGCUGAAAGAAGGGGGAUUAAUGUAUUGGCUGAAAUUGAUGUACCAGGACAUGCUUUAUCAUGGGGGACUGGCUAUCCUUCUUUAUGGCCAUCAAGGGACUGUCCGGAGCCUCUUGAUGUUAGCAAUGAGUUCACUUUCAAAGUAAUAGAUGGGAUUCUUUCAGAUUUCAGAAAGGUAUUUAAAUUCAGAUUUGUUCACUUGGGAGGCGACGAAGUCAACACAAGUUGCUGGACAACAACUCCCCAUGUAAUGAAAUGGUUAAGAAAGCAUAACCUGAAUGAAUCUGAAGCAUAUCAGUACUUUGUCUUGCGAACUCAGAAAAUAGCAAUAUCCCAUGGAUAUGAAAUUAUUAACUGGGAGGAGACCUUCAACAACUUUGGUAAAAAACUGAGCCCAAAGACGGUGGUCCACAACUGGCUAGGAGGUGGUGUGGCUCAGAAAGUGGUUGCAGCAGGUCUGAGGUGCAUUGUCAGCAACCAGGACAAAUGGUACUUGGACCACUUGGAUACGACAUGGCAGGAGUUUUAUAUGAAUGAGCCACUCACAAAUAUCACAAACCCCAUGCAGCAGAAAUUAGUUAUUGGUGGUGAGGUUUGCAUGUGGGGUGAACACGUUGAUGGGUCAGAUCUUGAGCAAACCAUAUGGCCACGAGCUGCUGCAGCAGCAGAGCGGCUGUGGUCCCCCUAUGACAAUCUGGCUAAGGAUCCAAAGCAGGUUACUGGAAGGCUGGCUCACUUCAGGUGUUUGCUGAAUCAAAGGGGAAUUGCUGCUGCCCCAUUGGCUGGACCAGGCCGAGUUGCACCUGAAGAACCAGGCUCCUGCUACAAACAGUAGAAAGCUGAACAACAUUUGUUGGUUGGAACCUUGUGAGCGCUCUGAGACUUGAACGCUGCAGCUUGCACAAGAUUCCUUCUCAUUUAUGUAUUAGAUUUAGCAGAUCAAUUAUGUUCGUCCAGUCAACAAAGAAUGCUUUUGAAGAGUUUGGAAGAUCUAAUGUAAUAGCAAAAUAUUUUGAAAAUAACGAAUGCUCCUGAAGGAAUGCUGUAGUAGCAACAUUAUUGAAAAUGAAGAAUGUUACUAGUAAAACUCGAAAGGUUUUAAUAUAGUGACUUUAAAUUAA